Messenger RNA from Verticillium dahliae VdLs.17, 321 nucleotides. RefSeq lists its product as uncharacterized. Bases 1 to 321 code for a protein of 106 amino acids. The record is from RefSeq and is a predicted model, not a curated record. The transcript has 3 exons. Lineage: Eukaryota; Fungi; Ascomycota; Sordariomycetes; Glomerellales; Plectosphaerellaceae.
AUGGCGUUGCUCGAAAUGGUCUCGUCCAUCACCUAUGACUUUGGAAAGGUCCUGCACAUUACUCUCAGGCUCGCAACAAGGGACCAGCACCUUUCCAACCUCAGCAUGCAGCUCACCCAGCAGCUCGGCCUCAUGGCCCUCGCCAGCACAGCCUCGGCCUUUGUCGUCGACGUUUUCUCGGGCGAGCGCUGCACCGGCCAGUCGCAGAACGUCAAUGUCUACGACAACACCUGCGCGGCCUGGAUGAUCGGCUACCGGUCGUUCAGGGUCAAGACUUGGUGGGCUGUACGUCUUCUUGUUUCGUGCUCCGCCGCCCGAUGA